Molecule: messenger RNA, 2440 nt
Organism: Salvelinus fontinalis (brook trout)
Lineage: Eukaryota; Metazoa; Chordata; Actinopteri; Salmoniformes; Salmonidae
Product: GTPase IMAP family member 8-like
Exons: 3
Coding region: 50-2158 (702 amino acids)
Molecular function (GO): GTP binding
Source: RefSeq, a predicted model, not a curated record
ACUCUAAAAUCAAACAAACACAGCACAUGACAGACGGCACAGCUCAAACAUGAGUUCCCUGGAUAAUCAGAUGGAGCAGCCAAAGCAAAAAGAUGAGCUGAGGAUUGUUUUGGUUGGGAAGACUGGAGUUGGGAAGAGUGCAGUAGGAAACACCAUCCUGGGAGAAAACACUUUUAUGUCUAAGUUAUCUUCCUCCUCUGUGACAUUGGUGUGUGACAAAACCAAAAGGAAUGUGGAUGGGCAAAAAAUUGCUAUCAUCGACACUCCAGGCUUGUUCGACACCAAAUUUACCCAAGAGGAGAUACUGAACGAGAUCAAAAAGUGCAUCACUUUUGCUGCUCCUGGUCCCCAUGCGUUCCUGAUUGUGAUCCAGCUGGGUAGAUUCACAGACGAGGAGAAAGAGGCGGUGAACAUCCUCCAGCAGAUCUUUGGCAAAGAGGCAGAAAAGUACACCAUAGUGCUUUUUACUCGUGAAGAUGAUCUAGAGGGAGAAAGUAUUGAAUCAUUCAUUAUGGGAAGUGAAGUCUGUGCAGAUUUAAAAACCUUGGUCUUUGAAGCCUGCCAUGGGAGAUAUCAUGCCUUCAACAACAGAGACCACAAUAAUCGCUCUCAGGUCUCUAAGCUGCUUGAGAAGAUCAACAACAUGACCAUAAUGGAUGGAAGACAGCACUACUACACCAACAAAAUGUUCCAAGAGGCUGAGAGAGCGAUUGAGGAGGAGAUAGAUAGGAUUCUGAAAGAGAAUGAAAAUAAGACAUGGAUAGAGAUUGAAGCACUGAAAGGUAAAUAUGGAAGAAUUGCCCUGGAUCGAGCAAUCAAGGAGCUGAACAAUGACCUGAGACUGGUGUUGGUCGGCCUGAGUGGAGUGGGGAAGAGUGCAGCUGGGAACACCAUUCUGGGCCAAAAGGUGUUUGAUUCCAGAAUCAGCUUCAAACCAGUAACACUGAAGAGUGAGAGACAAGAAGGAGAGGUGUGUGGGAGGAGAGUGAUAGUAGUGGACACUCCAGGUCUGUCCAACAGUGACCUCUCUGAGGAGGAAGUGAGAGGAGAGAUGAACAGGGCCAUGACUCUGUGUGAACCAGGUCCCCAUGCCUUCCUCCUGGUCAUUCAGCUGGGUCGCUUCACAGAACAAGAGAAGAGUGUAAUGGAGACACUCAAGGAGCUUUUAUCUGCCAACAUAGAUGGAAACACGAUGGUGCUCUUCACUUAUGGGGAGAGACUGGAAGACACAACUAUAGAUCAGUUCAUUCGCGAGGAUAGCAAUCUGAAGAAGCUGGUUAAGAAAUGCAGGGGUGGAUACCACGUGUUCAAAAACAAUGACACCAGCAACAACAAUCAGGUUAGAGAGCUUUUAGAAAAAAUAGAAACCAGACUCCAGAAAAAGCAGAAUAGCUGGUCAUGGUACUGGAAAGGGGCAGCUGGUUGCUUUAUCUUCAUUUCAGCAGUGAUGAUAGUAAAACUGUUGUUAAAAAGGUUACGAACACAUCCCCCACACAUCCCUCCUGUCUCUGCCACCUGUCCUGUCCCUGACAUAGUUCCUUCUGUCCCUGACAUGGUUCCUCUUGUCCCUGACAUGGUCCCUCCUGUCCCUGCCACCUGUCCUGUUCCUGACAUGGUCCCUUCUGUCCCUGACAUGGUCCCUCCUGUCCCUAUCGCCUGUCCUGUUCCUGACAUGGUCCCUUCUGUCCCUGACAUGGUCUCUUCUGUCCCUGACAUCAUCCCUCCUGUCCCUGCCACCUGUCCUGUCCCUGACAUGGUCCCUCCUGUCCCUACCACCUUUCCUGUCCCUGACAUGGUCCCUCCUGUCCCUGACAUGGUCCCUCCUGUUCCUGACAUGGUCCCUCUUGUCCCUACCACCUGUCCUGUCCCUGACAUGGUCCCUUCUGUCCCUGAUAUGGUCUCUUCUGUCCCUGACAUCGUCCCUCCUGUUCCUGACAUGAUCCCUCCUGUCCCUGCCACCUGUCCUGUCCCUGACAUGGUCCCUCAUGUCCCUGACAUAGCCUCUUCUGUUCCUGACAUGGACCCUCCUGCCCCUGCCACUGUCCCUCCUGUUCUUGAGUCAGUUUGGGAAAUGGUGAAGUCACACAACAACAUUAUUUUCACAGCGGGAGUAGGACUGACUCUAUUGGUCAUCAUAAGAAAAAUAAUUAGGAAAUAAUGAGAGGUUGGUUGGAUGGGACAUGAUUUCCCACAUCUGUGAGUUAAAUUAAAUGAAUGCUACAAUUAUACACCUCGGUUUACUCUUAAUGAAUUCUUAGAACAUUUCUUAUUGAAUGUUAAGAGAAUGGGUGACAGGUUGUAUUUGAAGAAUCAUAAUAAAAUAUAAACAUGCAAAAACUGAUUUAGAAAGACUGGAUAUUAUGCAUAUAAGCUAUUGUAUGGUUUUCAUCAGGUCUGUUGUCACAAGAAAAGCAUCAGGUCAUACUGAUGUACAUGUAUU